Molecule: messenger RNA, 1317 nt
Organism: Clonostachys byssicola
Lineage: Eukaryota; Fungi; Ascomycota; Sordariomycetes; Hypocreales; Bionectriaceae
Source: the annotation of a GenBank genome assembly
AUGAAGGUGCGAGCGUCUGGCCAGGGGCAAGAGGAUCCUGUCAUCGCUCAACCAGAAGCCGCCGAUGGAGGCCUAUCGAUACACGUCCAAGAAGACGAUGAUGGCGAUUACCCCGAGGGAGGGUUUACGGCUUGGAUGGUGGUUGUCGGCGCCUGGUGUGCCAUGGUCCCCCCGUUGGGCAUGAUGAAUACGCUCGCGGUGCUCCACGCUUGGCUCGGGGAGCACGAGCUGAAGGGGAUACCUGAGAGCACGACGGGUUGGAUUUUGAGUGUCUACGCUUUCUUUAUCACCGCUUGUGGUGCCCAAGUUGGACCGAUUUUCGAUGCUCACGACAUCAAACUUCUACUAAUACCUGGCUCCAUUGGCACGGUCUUGUCCAUGGUGUUUCUCAGUCUAUCAACGGAGUUCUACCAGUUCCUCCUGUCGUUCGGCUUCUGCGGCGGCAUCUCCGCCUCUCUCCUCUUCAACCCAGCCCUCUCCGUCGUGGGCCACUGGUUCUGCAAGCGCCGCGCCCUCGCAACAGGCCUGGCCUGCACGGCCGGCGGCCUAGGAGGCAUCGGCUUCUCCCUCAUCAUCCAGCAUCUCGCCCCGCGCAUCGGCUUCCCCUGGGCCAUGCGCGUCAUCGCCCUCAUCUCCCUCGUCCUCCUCCUGAUCGCCAACGUCUUCCUCCGCAAGCGCAUACCAGAUAAUAAAGACGCAAAGCUGUACAUGGACUUCGGCCAGCUGCGCGACGCAAAGUUCGCCAUCACCGUCCUCGCCAUCUUCCUCGUCGAGUUCGCCGUCUUCGUCCCCUACUCGUACAUCUCCUCCUACGCGGUCCGCAGCGGCCUCGGCCUGCAGACCUCCCUCCUCCUCAACACCGUGCUCAACGCGGGCGCCAUCCCUGGCCGCGUCCUGCCGGGCUACGUGGCCGACCGGGUCGGCGCCUUCAACACCAUGUGCGCCACGUCGCUGUGCUGCGGCGCCCUCGUUCUGGGGCUGUGGCUGGUCGCGGGUGGAAAUUAUGUGCGCGUCGUGUCGUUCGCGGCGCUGUUCGGGUUCUGGUCCGGCGCGGCCAUCAGCCUGUCGCCCGUGUGCGUGUCGCGGGUGUGCCGGAUCGAGGACUACGGCAAGGCGAACGGGAUCACGUACUUUGUGGCCAGCUUCGGGGCGCUGGUGGGUAUUCCCAUCGCGGGCGCGUUGGUGAAGGAUGAGGGGGCCGGCGCCGGGUCGUACAGGGCGUUGAUUUUGUUUGGGGGGAUGGCUUACAUGUUGGCGUUUGCGGCGUUUUGCGUGGCGAGGGGGGUGGCAGGUGGAUGGAAGCUGGGGUGGUUUUGA